AUCCAUGAGAAUCAGAUGGGAAAGAGGGAAGAGGGGAAGGAAAGCAGCAGUCUGACAGCCAGCAUCCGUUACUUUGGAACAGCUUUGACAAGGCAGAGGAGCUGUGAGAUGCUUGGCAGCCUCUCUGCUGAACUCUUACAGGGCUGACUGGCCUCCGUUUAUUAUCUCUGCCACCUCCGACUCUUCAGCAACAUGAGCUCCCCUUCAGCCAACCUGCACAACAAACGCCUGCCCUCAGAGAGUGAGCAUGGCCAGAGGCUGCCAGAUGUGGAUGCAGCACAGCAGCUCAAACUGAGAGAGAGACAACGUUUCUUUGAGGAGGUAUUCCAGCAUGACGUGGACGUCUACCUCUCCUCAGCUCACCUUUGUAUCAGAGACUACAAGAGACCCCCCAUUGGCAGCAUCUCAUCUAUGGAGGUGAACGUGGACUUGCUGGAUCAGAUGGAGCCGAUUGACAUUUCUGACCAGGAGGCUUUGGAUGUCUUCUUUAGCUCUGGAGGAGAAGAGGGAGCGCUGACCUCCCCACUGCCAGUCCAAGGAAACAACAACAAUGAGGACAUCAUCAGUAAUGGACUCUUUCGACAUGUCCUUGAGGGUCUUGAUGCCAAGUCCCGCGUGUCCUCCACAUCAUCAAAUUCGUCCUCCGACAGCCAGGCCACCAAUGCCAAUGGAGGGGAGACCCCUGUUGGGUCAGAUGCUGAGGAAACACACACCAGCACAGUCAAGCUGAGAGCUGUGCCUCCAGAGAGAGAGGAGGUGAAAAGUCAGAUUCUAUCAUCGUCUUCGUAGGACAAACCCUGCCCACUACUGAUUCUAGAUGACACCUGGGCCAGGGGGCACAGAGCAUGCUUUGGUAUGUUAGCUACUGUAAGAGGACUAACUGCGACUGUCUUCCACUAACUGUCUCUAAUCACUGCUUUCAAACUUUUGAUAUAUGAGCUGUACAAUGGCUUCAAGUUUUGAGAGCCCUUCACUGUUUUUACACUUUGCACGUCAUUUUUGCCCAUUAAUAUCCACCCAAUACAAUGAAGUGACAACUUUAAUUUGUCUUCAGACCCUUUGCUGUUGCACUACAAACUGCGUUCAAGUGCAUCCUGCUUGCUUCAUUUUUCAGUGAGACGUGUCUAGAACUUGACUAGAGUCCAUCUGUGACAAACUGAAUUGAGUGAACAUAAUUUAGAAAGGCACACACCUGUGUAUGAAGUCUCACAUUUUACAGUGAAGUCCAAGGAACUGUAGACCUCCACGAUGAAAUUGUGGUGAAGCAAAGUUCACAGUGGCCUCAGUUAAAUCUACAACACAAUAAAGUGUGCAAAAAGUGAAGGAGUCUGAAGACUUUCUGAGGCUGCUCUAGGUUGUGUUCUCUGUAUAUUAGGGAGUUGGGGACCAGUAACUAGUAAAGUAAAUAUGGAGAUUUCACUUGUUUUUAUUCUUGUUUGUGGUGUGUUUUGAUGGACACUUUCUGAUCUCAUGGGACUUACUACAGAGUUGAUGUAUGGUGAAUUUUGUUCAGCAUUAACCCAUCCAGGACUGUAAAGCAAUGAGUGGAAUAAAGGUUUCUGAAUCUUAAAUGUACUGUUUUUAAAGCACCACCAACGUCCUGCCAUUCUCAGUUUUUUAGCUCUAAUUCUGAAUCUCUAACGAGAGUUUUUGUUUAAGCAAAGCAAGAGAAAAAAUGCAUUAACAUGUUCCAGAGAAUCAACAAAAACAGCUCCUGGUUAUUUGAUGCUGCUGUUCCUGAGUGUAAACCAGAGCUUCUCUGCUUCCAGACUGCAAUUAAAAAUGAUGCUUCAGGGGAAACUUGAUGAUGCCACAACGAGAGCUUGGAGGGCAGCAUCAUAAAAAGUCCUCAGCCAGACAAAUAUGAGUGCCAAGUCCACUUAACGUAUGUUGAAUCCCAAGAAAGAAAAACUGAAGACUCAUAGCACACUGUUAAUCAUUUUGCAAGAGUGGUGGUUGUUUAGUAACUGCUGCACAUUGUGUCAGUGAAUAUUUUAUAAGGGAGUGUUUCAAAAAGCCUGAUCACUGCAAGCAUCACUCACUGUCAUGAGCAAACAGUGAAGUGCUUGACAAUUAUAGAUUUGAAUGCUGACUGAAUAAACACACACAUACACUAUCCUGCGAUUGCUAUAAUUUUGUGUGUAUGUGUGUGUGCGUCUUGGGAGGGUUAAUAGGGCAGGGUUUUCACUUGCUCAAAUGUCAGAAAAGCUAGUCCUCGAACCCUUGGGGCUGGACAUCCUGAACUUGCAUCAUGCGCUGCUUUAUCCUCCUGGUACGUACAUUAGCAGCAAUGGCUUCAACUCUUUCUUCUUGUUAGUUUAAUUCAGAAUGAAUAUUA
Messenger RNA from Monopterus albus (swamp eel), 2338 nucleotides. RefSeq names its product dysbindin-like. The coding region runs from base 193 to 789 and encodes 198 amino acids. Gene Ontology annotation, cellular component: cytoplasm. The record is from RefSeq and is a predicted model, not a curated record. NCBI's taxonomy places the organism in Eukaryota, Metazoa, Chordata, Actinopteri, Synbranchiformes, Synbranchidae. Gene Ontology annotation, biological process: negative regulation of protein kinase activity. The transcript has 4 exons.